Messenger RNA from Zophobas morio, 1373 nucleotides. Its product is annotated as G-protein coupled receptor dmsr-1-like. Gene Ontology annotation, biological process: G protein-coupled receptor signaling pathway. Lineage: Eukaryota; Metazoa; Arthropoda; Insecta; Coleoptera; Tenebrionidae. The coding region runs from base 121 to 1260 and encodes 379 amino acids. Gene Ontology annotation, molecular function: G protein-coupled peptide receptor activity. The record is from RefSeq and is a predicted model, not a curated record. The transcript has 3 exons. Gene Ontology annotation, cellular component: plasma membrane.
CCGUGCGCGGCGCAGUUCGUCCACCCGCGGAGCGCGAAGUUGCGAUGGCGAAACCGCGACUUUUAACGCACUGUUGAAAAGUCACGAAACUUUCACUAUGACCGCUUGAACUCCGCCAAAAUGAACGACACGUUAAACGAGACUUACACGAACGUAACUUUACGGCCUGGACCGAAUGUGACUUACUGUGAUCUGAAGGACGUGCGGAAGGCCUUCGCCGUGUACUACCCCUAUCUGAGCCUGGUGAUAUGCAUCUUCGGCUCGGUGACCAAUGUGCUGAAUAUUUGCGUGCUCACCAGCAAGCAGAUGCGGUGUCCCACGAACCUCAUCCUCACGGCGCUGGCCUUCGCCAAUCUCCUGGUGAUGGUGGAGUACAUCCCGUUUGUGUUUUUGUACAACGAGAACAAGGCCUUUGCGUCCCAUUUCACGUACAGUUUGGCCGUCUUCAUCAGCUUUCAUGCCGUCUUCACGCAGGCUUUUCACUUCAUCUCGUGCUGCUUGACGGUUAUCCUCGCCAUCUGGCAGUAUAUCGCUGUCAAGUUCCCCCAGAAUAACAACAAGUGGUGCAGCAACAACCGCACCAAGAUCACCAUCCUGCUGACCUACGUGUUGUGCUCCAUCGUGUGCGUCCCGCUGAACUUGUCCCUGACCAUCAGCGGCAAGGCCGUCAAUGUGGACGACAAUGGCAAGCUCAGCAAGAACAAGUCGAUGCCCAACGUUACCAUCUACGUCACCAGGUACGUGGACGACAACUACCAGCACGUGAGCUCCUACGUCUACGCCAUCGCCAUCAAGCUCAUCCCCAGCGUGCUGCUCACCGUGCUCACCACCCUGCUCAUCAUCGAGCUGCUCCACGCCAAGGAGCGCCGCAAGAACCUGAUGAACCCCAAGAAGGACGAGAACGCGAAGAUGCGCAAGCCGAGCCAGAGGUUCCUGGACAAGGAGAAGCAGACUGAUCGCACCACGAGGAUGCUGGUGGCGGUGCUGCUGCUCUUCCUCAUGGUGGAGUUUCCUCAAGCCAUUUUUGGAAUGUUCAAUGUCAUUAUCGGGCAAACUUUCGAACUGCAGUGUUACCAGCCGUUGGGUGAUAUCGUCGACGUUCUAACCCUGACGAACUUUUCGAUCAAUUUCAUCCUCUAUUGCAUCAUGUCAAAGAAGUUCCGAAUGGUUUUCAAGGAGUCGUUUUUUCCAUACCUGCCGUGUUCCAACAUUUCUAAGGAGAACUGGAUAUCGCUGAAUACUAUUCAGACUUAUGUAUAGACUGUAAAUAAAUAAAUUAAGUUAAGGACUGUGUUAAUUAUUGUAAAUUUACAUUAGAUAUAACAGGGUAUUUAGUUUUACGUAUUUAUUUAAUAAACUGAUAAAGGAUCUCA